GCUCGCGUCGUCUACCGCGCACACGUUCGCAUUGCCCGUUCGACUAACCGCAUACGCGACACGACACGGCCGCCGCCGGCAACCAACAAGUGGUCCGCCGUUUCCUUAAAGAUAAAACCGCAAAGGGGUGACGCACGUGACCCGCACCCGGUCGCCGUACGACACGUUACCGAUAAUAAUAUAAACGAAUAAAGCCAAUAAUUUUAUUACACAGAAUAAUAAUUUUCCGUGUCGGGUUUUUUUUUCCCCGUUUUCUAUCGUUAAUAACUGACAAAGUGGCUAACCACCACCAUCAUGAUUUGCGGUCCGCCGCCGCCGCCGCGGCCGCCGCUACCGCGUACCCGGACACCCGGCACCAUAACGAUUACUUGGGUUAUUGCGAUCCUGCGGCCGUCAACUUGUGGCGCAUGGUGGUGCCCCGCGGUGGUCCGGUUCCGCCGCCGGACGCCGUGCCGCCGCAUCAACCGGCGCCGCCGUCCGCGAUGAACGUCGGCGACUCGCACUGGGCCGGUUACGGACCGUGGAGCUCGAUGCCCGCACCGCCGACUUCCCGGCACCAUCAUCACCACCAGCAGGGUGUCAAAAGGCAUUUCAACGAGAGCGACGAUUGUGACGACGCUUUUUCCGAAGAGUCCAGCAAAGACCAGUGAGUAGAACGAUUUCCGUUUUACAGAGGAUUGCAUUUUUUUUUUUUCAAUAAUUAAAUCAUCUUUUUUAAAAAAAAUCGUGAAAUCAUUAAAAUAAUGAAAAAAAAAAAAAAAAUUAAACACUUCUUUAACUUUUAAAUUUCGUCACAGCUGUUCUUCACCCGGAGACGGUACGGACACGCCACACAUGUUGACCCGAAAGAAACGUCGGGGCAUAAUCGAAAAGAGACGUCGCGAUCGUAUCAACACCAGCCUGUCCGAACUCCGACGGCUCGUGCCCACGGCGUAUGAAAAACAAGGUUCGGCCAAAUUGGAAAAGGCGGAAAUCUUACAACUCACGGUCGACCAUUUGAAAAUGAUUCACGCUAAAGGUAAAUAUCGCUCGUUUUCGCACUUAAAUUGCAAUUAAACUUAUAAUUGAUUACAAUCAUAUAUGAACUAAAAUUGAGUAAUAUUUUAAUGAAUAUUGAUGAAAUGUCAUGCACAUUUAUAAAGUAAUUAUUAUUUUUUUCAUCAUUUUUAUUUAUACGAGUUCUAAAAAAAUGCGAUUAUUUCAUUUUGACCUAAAGCCUUAAUGCCGGAAACACAGAUCAGUAUUGUUUUCUCCAGAUUACUUAUUGUCCCGGGUUUUAACGUUAACAGACAUAAAUUUAGGCGCCGAUCGUGAUUUUGAAUUUCGUAAAAAUAAAUGAUUGAAAACGUAUUAAUUUAUAACUGUUUCGAUUUAAUAUAUCUAUUCAAAGCAAAUUCAAAUUUUGGUUCAUGUAGGACUUAAAUUAUAGUAUUAAUUUUAUUUUAUUUGGCCCGGAGCGCAAUGCGUAUAAUAUAUUAUUAUAAUGGAAUACCAAACGUAUUAUUAACGAAUCGAAUUCAAAUGGCAUUGCAAAACGUUUCCAAUUGUCACGUACGUGUAUACAAAAGACGAUUUUUUUUCGAACCCGAAAGUCGUUUUCAGAUAUAAUAACGGGUAAUAAUCGACUGCAGACAGUGUGUUAUAUCUCCCCCCCCCCAUCGGCUUCUAAAUAUAAAAAAAAUAUAAGUAAUUCAAUAUCGAAAUACGUAUAUAUUUUAGCCAAGUUACGAGGAAAAGCUCGAUGUAUAUUAAUUAAAAAUUGGCUUAUUUUAGGAUCCGGCUUUUAAAUUACCAAUUCCCAUAGCCCCAUAGUCGGGGAGAGAAGACGAUUUUACGAUUUUUAUUCGCUACAUUUCUGCCCGUUGCAGAUAAUUCCCGGGCGCGCAACUAAGUCUGCAGACGAUAAAAUAUAUGCUCGAAGUGUGAUUUUUUAAUUUUUAAUUUUCAGUUAUUAUUGAAACCCACGUAUAACAUCAUAUGUUGAUCUUUUCAUCGGGUUUUGGGUGGGUUCUGUCGCGCUCGACCGUACCUACGUACCUACACCUAUUUUAAAUAUAUACUUAAAAUAAGGUUUUCUUCGACGUUAUCUGUUCGGGCGUACACCUGCUCUUUACACUUCCGCACAAACGCAAAGUCGUACCGGAAAAAAAAAAAAUAACAACACGCGCUGUACGGGUCCGUUUAAUAUCAUAACUACUUACUACCGUAACCACCGGUAAAAAAGGGCCUCGGACCGGAGUAUAAUAUACAUAAAAAAAAAAAACCGUCUAUUAACUUGGCAUCCGGUCCCUCACGUCUAACAAGUGUUCGGUGCACUCCGCUACUGUAGUGGAUCAUUUUGUAAAAUAAUACGAGUACACAACAUAAUGUUAUAUAUGCCCAAGUCAUUGUGCCGGUGCAGCGCGUCCCCGUAGUUCUGUCACACACCGUAGUCAUGGACAACGGUGUUUUUUUUUUUUUUGAAACCGUAGUAUAAUAAUUUCGUAUAAUGUAUCCCACGGAAUUAUAAAAAUUAAAAAUAACUAUCGUCGUAUUGUAUAUCACUAGGAUUCGGUGAAAACUAUAACAAAAUAUCGUUCCAUAUACCUAUAUAUAUAUAUAAUGUACAAUGUAGAGGCGUCAUUUGAAGUAAAACCAUGGGAUAGCGAGCCUCUCGAAUAUUAUUAUAUACGGGUAAUAUUUUUAAUUCGUUUAUGGUCAAAUGAAGUGCCCCUCGGUCCUAAUUCUAAUUGUCCACUAGAAUUAGGUAGACAAAUAUCAAAUAAAUAAUUUAGAAAUACAAAAAUAUAAUUAAUAAGUUUACUGAUCUUUCAUGUACGUUAAAAUUAAAUAUAGCCGAUGUUAUUAUCAUAUUAUAUGAAAAAAGCAAGAAAAUUAUACUUUUUAAAAAAUUAUUCAUAGAGUAGCAUAGUUAUUAAUUUCAGAAAGGCAUAGAAUAGAUAAAAUAAUAGAGUAAUAAUUACUUAACUUAGGUAUGUCUGUGCGUGUUGAGAAAUCGUUGAUGACGAAAAACAAUUUUCAACAAAGUUCGGUUAUGUUAACGUGUUUCGGAAUGUCGUGAUUUUUAAAAUUUUAAUAGAAAAUUCAACAUUUUUAUUAUAAAAAUUCCGGACCAAAACGAUUUGAUAUUCAUAAUAAAACCCAAUCGAAAACUAAAAUAAAAAAAUUAAUGUCAAAUGGCUAUAAAUGGCUUAAAAAGAGCUAUCACGAGUAAAUUAUGUGAAAACUAUUAUCUUCUAAAAGAAAAUUGAAAAUAACCGAAAAGGCUAUAAUGUUGCAUACGUUAUUAAGAAAACUACGAGAAAAAUUAUUUUAAAUAAAUGACCUCUCCAAUGUACUAAAAAUAAAUAGUUCCAAAGAUAAUGGUCGGAUAGAGAUUUCUGGUAGAGAAUCGUUUAUAAACACAAAACAAAAAACACACACAUCAUAAUAAAACCAAUACAUGUCUCGCUUAAAGUGUAAAAGCUCAUAAUUAUUAUACUGGAAGUUUAUGUAUUUUUCGUACGCACAGGUUUCCUGUGUUUUUGAAAUUUCGACGAUUUAAAUCGUUUUCAUUGCCAGUGUUAAGUCAAUCAAUCGAUACACCGAUGUUUUUGUGAAAAAUAAUUUUGUUAAUGAUUUUUGUAUACUACAACGUUCAAAACUAACAAACUUAACAAAGAAACUAAAGCAAAAUUAAUAUUCCUAACGCUAAUAUCUAGUUUCAAAAUAUAUACAUUUUUUAAACGGCUAUAUGUCGUAGAUUUUUCAAAAACAAUUUGUUUUAUUUUCAAUUUUAAAAAAUACUAAAAAAUAUUAUGCUUUAAUAAUAAAUCGGAGGAAUCGUGUCGAAAGACUUUAUAGUAAUAUCGACCAGAGAAAAAAACUAACCAACUUAAAAAUACAUUGAUCGUAACAAAAGUCACAUUGCAUUCGUCUGCAGAUAUCUGCAGGAUAUAAAUUGUAAUUUUGAAAAAAAAAAUAUAAUAUGUGUAUAUAUAUGACGAUAAUGCGUGUUUUUCCGUCGUAAUAUAAUGUAAUUUUCCCCGCUUUUAUAACGAUAUGAUAUUAAAAAAAAAAAAAAAAUUGAACGCGUGCCCGGUCAGGUGUUUUACCGUGUGAAUUCGGGCGUUCAACACGGAUUUCGCUCGUGUACGGAGUAUUAGGUACACGUAUAUACCCACCAGUCAUGUUUUUUUUUUCCCUAUUUGUUUAAUAAUUUCGUUCGUCGCAUUCAUUUAGUCCGGAAUAAAAUCGCGAUAUCGGUCAAGGGGGGUUGGGGGAGGGGUCGGAGAGUUGAGGGGGAGGUGGGGUGUGCGGACAUACACUGUUUAUCGUGAGAACGUGAUUCCGUGUCAGCUGCCCCUCAGCCGCGGCGCGCGUACCAACGACCACGGCCCGCACCCUUUUCCCACGAUUCCCGCCACCACCAACUACCCGUGUGCAAUAUCACUGCGACCAGGCGUCGCCGUCGCGUUUCGAAUCCCCGCGCGUUACGUACUUAAACCCCCGCAAAACACCCGUAAACCGUAUAAUCGUGGGAGUGUAUUUUAUAUAAACGUAUGUACAUAAUAUAAGAACUAUGACGAUGAAAUAAAAUAUUCACAAUCAAACAAUACGUUUUAAUGUUUUGCGAAUAACGCAAAAGCCGCGGAACGCGUUUCGUGUCAACAGGCCACAAAAUCACUCCGUCGUAUUAAUUGAAUAACGCAUUAAACGUUCCGUAAAAAUGGUCCAUAUUUAUUUAUAACAGUUUUACUAGAGAUGUGUUUUGUUUUUUUUUUUUUUUUUUCGAAAAACGGAUUUUUCGCUGAUUCGUAAAAAUGCUUAGGUUUGAGACGCAAAAUCUCCGCCCGGCGGCAUUUCACUUGUCCUAGAUUCGCUUCAAGCUUAAAUUAAAAAACUGAAUACAAAUCAUCGUUACCGAUUUUAUUGUUGUUGAUUUUUCAGCUAUCUAUAUUGGCUGUAGAAUCGCUUUUUGAUUGCAAAUAUUUAUCAUUGUUUUCAGUAUAUCCAUAGAUUAAAUAAGGAACAGAUCCAGGACAAUAUAAUGGAGGGUGAUACUUUAUGGUGUUAUCGUCGCCACUGAACUAUUUAAUUAAAUAUUUAGUUUUUAAACUGCCCACGAAUGCAACAGUGCUUACCCAUGGUGCGAAUUAUGUCCGGCGUUUUGUCAUUAACAAUAAUAGUAUAUUAUACCUAUUAAACCUAUAUAAGUGGUACUUUAGACUCGCCGUCAAAUAUUGCACUAAUGAAUCAUAACUAUAGGUUAGGUACCUAUUAUACUUGGAUAUUAUAAACGAUUUUUAAUAAACAUAUAAUUUGUCGUCAAUAACUUUACUGAUUAUGCUUAUGUCUAUAUAAUCUUACCAAACAAAUAAAAUAUAAUCGUAUUACUAACGUAGGCAUAUUAUUAUGUAUUUGGUUGUAUUAUAACAAUUUUCAUUGAGAUAUUUUUUUUCAUUGAUUAUUUUUAAUUGAUGGUUCUAUAGUACGUGUGUAUAUUAUCGUAUGAAGGUAUGUCUAUAAAAUUAAAUAAUUAAUCGUUAAGUUUCUUGGAAUAAAUAAUAAUAAUAUCAUUGAUUAUAUAUAUACGAUUAUUGUUUGUUUUCUAAAAGAAAAAUUCCAAAUCGAUUGAACGUUUGCCCCAUUAUAUCAAGUCCACGGACAUAAUAUGGACCUUUCUGUUUAUUAGGUGACAGAUAAACGCGAUGAGAAAUUUAACGAAUGAACCGCAAUAAUUAUUGUCGUUGGGCGAUUAAACGCGUUAAUUGAUAAUGAUAAAACGUUCGUAUUUCGAGAAAUUUAACGCGUUACAGAGUUUAGACCCUGUAAAAAUAAUGUCGAAUUUGAUUACGACUCACAAACGAACCGUACAAAUAUAUCUUGUAAAUUUAAAAAAGAAAGAUGGUAUGUUCUUAAAAACAUUCGUGUGCACAUAACACAAGCGGUAAAAUACGCACUAAAAAAAAUAUAUAAAAACACGUUAAAAAAAGGGUAUAUAAAUUUAGUUCUCCGUUGAUAUCGCUAAAAACGUUAACAUAAUAAAAUAACACGAGAACUUCGAAAUACGCAAUUUUAAAAAAUUUCGUAUUUUACUCCUAUAUGGUUAUCCAAAACAAAUGUGUCAAGCAACAGUUGUACGAGCGCUGCUGACCCGUACGAAAUCAAUUUCGAAUCGAUUAGAACCAAAACGCGGUGUGUAUUAUAAUAUUUAGUAGUUAAGUACCGAACGGCUUUUGCUCGAAUCAAUAAUACCAGCGUAGGUAUGGAAAGGGGCAAAAAAACCCGCCGUAAUUUAAAACGUAACCAUUAAAAAAAGAGCUGAUACUGGGGAUGGGAGGAGCCAAUAUUGUAGGUGAGAAGUUGGGAAGGUAAGAAACACAAGGUUAUUUCUUUUAUAUCUGUAAGUAACAAUAAACCAUUGCUUGACGAAAGACGAUUCCGAGCGCAGUUCGGUAAUACAUAAUUUUAAGUGACUUAAUAUUUUUUGCGAUUUUUAAAGAUUCCUUAAAAGUUCAAAAGUGGCUCGAAAGUUUUUCGAUGAUACCGCAAGAAAGUAAAUCAAGAAGGCAACAAAAAAGAUAUCUAGUGAUUUUCGAUUAAAUAAUUUUUUCUGGUAGAAAACGUCGUCCGUGUUUUUAUGAAAUAACAAAAUCGAGAAAUUGUACGUUACCCUACGCUUUUGCCCACUUGAGUGCUUUUAUUUAAAAAAUGGCGUCGAAAAUCAAAAAAAAAUGACUUCUUAGAGAAGGUAAAAAGUACCAUCUAGACCACGUGAGCUUUCAGAAAAGUUGCUACACGUAAAAACCGGAGCAAGUUUACUAGGAAAAAACGUGUCCACGGACUAAAAGAAGAAAAAAAAAUAAACAUCUUAGUAAAACCGAUAGCUGCCUCGCUACGCUUGGGAUUUAAAAUGUCGGGUUUACGUGACGGUACCAAUACGAAUUACGGCAUAAUAUCUGUACGCGAAUAAAAUCACGUUAUCGUCGUUGUCGUUUACGAAAACCGGGGGACGCGUGUUUUAUUAUUGUGUAUAAUAACAUUGCACACGUAUUAUGGUGGCACAAUAUGAUCGUAUAGAAAUCACUCGUUCACGCCCAAUUACGUUUUUACAAAUGUACUCCGCGCAUAUAUUCCGCAUAAUAUAACGAAUAUGCUGUCGUCGUGUGUACGAUAUAAUAAUAUUAUGAUGUAAAGUCGGGUCGGAAUAAACCCGCGAGUACGUAAACGAUUAUGGAAAUGAUAUUUUAUAUGGGACUGUACAAACAUAUGACGGUUCCGUAGGCGAGUGGGUAGAAACGACGUACGAUUCUGAGACGGGGUUUGUUUAACUGGUAGUGGUUUUUGUUUUUCCAAAAAGAAUCUCCUCCCCCUCCCAAAAAAAAAACCAAUCGGAAUUCAACUGCGAGCCUUUUUUGCAUUACGAAAAUUGAAAUUUCGAAAAAUCCGUCAGUUAUUCCAACAACUCCGAUAACUAUAAGCGCGGUCACGUUCAAAAUUUCAAACGUGAAAAAUGACUAUAGGUGUCUCGUACGUGCCAAAAGAAAUACGAUCCAACAGCGAACUAAGUAAACUAAGUUUCUACAGUAACCGCUGUUCGUUGUGCGUUUCAUCGUGACAACUUAUACUGCAGCCCUUUCACGAGUCAUCUUAUUAUUUGCUUGGUUUGUUCUAACUCGGUUUUUCUUUCUGUAUCCCCGAGGUAACCAACCGACAAAAAUAAUACCGAAAACAUUAAUUACCCAGUGUCAGUCCCCUUAAAGGGAUUUAAUUCGGGAGGGGGGAAGUAGUUUAUAUGUUAUUCCUGGUAUAUAACUACAUCCAUGCAAGAUUUCAGUUUAAUCUGUUCAGCAGUUUUUGCAUGUGGGUCGAACAAACAUCCAUCCAAACAAACUUUCGCGUUUAUAAUAUUAAUAUAAUGUUUUCGAAAAUUUUGAUAAUGGUUUUUUUCAUGUUUUUCUUUUCUUUUUUCUUUUUUACACAGGUCUGGACACGUUAGCCUACGAUCCGUCCAAGUACGCGAUGGACUACCACAACAUCGGGUUCAGGGAGUGCGCGGCCGAGGUGGCCAGGUACUUAGAAUCGGUGGAGGGCAUGAACGGCCGGGACCCGUUGCGCGAACGGCUCUUAUCACACUUGCAGUACUUCGCGGCGCAGCGCGAGUACGUGGCUAAGUCGCCUGCGGCCACCGUGGGACAUCACAACGCACCACCGCCGCCACCGCCACCACCCGGGUGGUACGGUCAUCAUCAAGGGGUGCCUCCGCCGCCGCCUCCCGCGUUACCGCUGGCUCACCAUUACCCGUCGACGACCACGUCGCCGCACCAACAGCAACAGCAGCAGCAACAGCCUCCGCCACCGCCGCCACCACCGCCCAGCCACAACAACAACAAUUACGAGACGUCGGCCGCGACCGCUGACGGCAUCAAAUCCGGACCAGACGCCUGCGGUGGUGUCGCCCCGGCCGGUCUCACGGCUCUGUCGUCCGUCACGGCCGCCGAUUAUCACCAUCACCACCACGAAGUGCAACAGCAGCACCAUCACCGCGGUCGUGAAGACUAUCAACACCAACACCAACACGGCAGCGGCGCCGGCAACCAAUUGCACAACCUGCAGCCGGUGCAACCUCCGCCGCAACCGCCGUCCAACUAUCACGAGGCUAUGCAACAGCAACAGCACCAACAGCACCAACAACAACAACAGUACCAAUCCGAUUCGUCGGUUUCCGCGCAGAUGAAGCCCUACAGACCUUGGGGGGCCGAAGUGGCAUACUGA
This is a messenger RNA of Cinara cedri, 8757 nucleotides long. NCBI's taxonomy places the organism in Eukaryota, Metazoa, Arthropoda, Insecta, Hemiptera, Aphididae. The record is from the annotation of a GenBank genome assembly.